Molecule: messenger RNA, 1444 nt
Organism: Aspergillus fijiensis CBS 313.89
Lineage: Eukaryota; Fungi; Ascomycota; Eurotiomycetes; Eurotiales; Aspergillaceae
Product: WD40 repeat domain-containing protein
Exons: 1
Coding region: 498-1265 (255 amino acids)
Molecular function (GO): protein binding
Source: RefSeq, a predicted model, not a curated record
CUCUGUCGGAAGUUGGAGAGUUGCUGGCACUGAUGGUUGACUCACGUACGAUACAAGUUUGGGACGUGCUUUCCGGCUGCUGCAUCCGACGGCUUACUGGCCACGAAAGUGAGAUCAUACAUGCCGUGGCAUCGAAAGACGGUUCAGUCCUGGCCUCAACAACGGUUGAUGGAGCUAUCUAUAUGUGGGACACCUACAAGGCCCAGUGUUUACAGGUAAUACAAAAUCGGCACUAGUCAGCGUUGUUCAAAUCUGCUCUCUCCAACGAUGGCAAUAUCUUGGCAGUAAUCUCAGAUGAUGGCAUACUCCAACUCUGGCAGCCGACAACAACUAACCUUCUCCGGGUUCUGAAAGUCCAAAGUGCACCGAAAUAUGGCUUGUCGUCAGACGGUCAAGCACUCGAUAUAUCGAAGGAUGGGAGAUUCCUCGCAUCGGUGUCGUAUGGCCAGAUCCAACUCUGGGACAUCGAGACUGGUCGCUGCUGCCAGACUACAAACAUGGGGGUGGCAGAAUGUGCUGGGGUGGCCCUCUCUCCAGAUGGAAGUAUGCUAGCUACUUGUGCCCGCGUAUCGGUCAGACUCUGGGAUCUCAAGGCGGGCGAGGUUAUGGAUCCCCCUACCGUCAUUCGAACGAGAAAUCUCCGUGACGUUCGCUUCUCGCCACAUGGACGCUUGCUAGCAGACUUGUCCGUUGAUUUACAGCUAUACAUCUGGGAUACCGUUACAGGCAGAUGUCUGGGUGAUCUGGGACACACUCGUGACGCGAUGCGCGAGUUCGAACUUUGGGAGGUUCUACAAAGUCUACUCCCUGAUCCCAAAUUACAAUAUUGCAUCGAUCUCGCGAAUGAGGAGGAUGAUCCGGCCGAGGAACCACCAGUCAAUCUUGCUGCCUUGUGUUUCACCGAGGAUGAAAAGUUCUUGGUCUCGCGGAGCGGCCCCGACGCGAGAUUGUGGGAUAUUACGAACAAGACGUGCGUGCUCGCGGUCGACCUAAACAAAUCCACUGCGUCCAGAAGUGUCACUACGAAGAAGGAUCUCCACACGUUAGUACACACGGGAGUCGAGCUCCUGACCAGCUUAGAAGACCCUCAACCGAGGUUGACCCUGGAGGACAAUGAAUGGAUCCUCGCGGGGGCUCAGAAGCUGCUCCGGCUGCCACCCCAGUACACCAACUUGGAGGGCGCCGCCGCGUUCGAGAAUAUCAUUGCGAUCGCGUACAGUGCUGCCAGUGUCUUGAUUUUCCAUUUCCGCAGCGAGUUGUUAUGAGGUGCUGUAGUUAGUGCCUGCAGAGCAGGAGGAUAUUCCACGCUGGUUGUUUGUGAGCUAUGAUACCUGCGUUCGGUAUUCGCAGAGCAUUUGAUACACUCUGUCCUGCAAUUUUCUCUUAUUCACCAUUGUAUAUUAAACCGACACUCAGUUAAGAUAUGGCAGUAUGGGCCAUGGGA